This is a messenger RNA of Magnolia sinica, 372 nucleotides long. RefSeq lists its product as uncharacterized. NCBI's taxonomy places the organism in Eukaryota, Viridiplantae, Streptophyta, Magnoliopsida, Magnoliales, Magnoliaceae. The transcript has a single exon. The record is from RefSeq and is a predicted model, not a curated record. Bases 1 to 372 code for a protein of 123 amino acids.
AUGUCUCCAGCAACGUUUAUGUCCCUAGCAGCACUUAUGCUGUUGGUCUCCAACAGCAUCUGCUUAGAGGAAGGGGGGAAUUCUGAUGAUGGAACUCUCGCACCUACUGCUUGUCUUAACUGCUCUCUUUGUGAAAAUCCCUGUGGGCCACUCACACCACCUCCACCAUCAUAUCUGUCAUUUGCAGCACCGCCUCCCCCACCAGCACCUGUUCAAGGCAAUUGCCCACCAUCUACUAGUGUUCAGUGCUGCCAGAAUCCCCCUCCCAGACCUAAUUACUUCCCUUACUACAACAAUUCAGCUUCAUCUCCUUUCUUUUCCUCUUUUCUCUUUUCUUUCCUCGGAGUUUUUAUCUCUGGUGCUUUUUUCUAG